This is a messenger RNA of Drosophila rhopaloa, 1310 nucleotides long. RefSeq names its product nuclear speckle splicing regulatory protein 1. Bases 90 to 1271 code for a protein of 393 amino acids. The record is from RefSeq and is a predicted model, not a curated record. The transcript is spliced from 2 exons. Gene Ontology annotation, biological process: regulation of alternative mRNA splicing, via spliceosome. NCBI's taxonomy places the organism in Eukaryota, Metazoa, Arthropoda, Insecta, Diptera, Drosophilidae.
UUGCUCCGCAAAGAAGUAGUGCAGUGCAAUUUCAGUAUUAGCUAAGCCGAGCUGAAAGGUCACUCUUACUAAUUAUAAACAAACACAAAAUGUCCAAACAAUAUGGACUUAUUAUCUCUGGGCAGCAGAAGAAGGUUCCAGCGAAGCCCGUAAAGCCCGCCAUUUUCGACGAGAGCAGCGCCUCUGAAAGCGACGACGACCGAAAUGCCCCCCAAUUGAAGUCAAAAACCGGAGUAACCAGUGGACCAAGUCUGAUGGAGCGCCGUGUGGCCCGCCGGCAGCAGGAGAAGGCCCUGGCCGAGGACCCAACCAUCUUCCAGUACGACGAGCUCUACGACGACAUGGACAACAAGCGCGAGGAGGCCAAGCAAUCGAAAAGCAAUGAGCCCCGCAAACCAAAGUAUAUCGGCCGGCUAAUGGAGCACGCCGAGCGCAGGAAGCUGGAAAAGGAGCUGCGCAUCGAACGGCAGGUGCAGAAGGAUCGCGAGGCCGAGGGCGAGAUGUACAAGGACAAAGACACCUAUGUGACCGCCGCCUACCGCAAGAAGCUAGAGUCCAUACGCCAGAUGCAGGAGCAGGAGCAGCGCGACGAGUAUCUCGAGGCCAUUGGCGACGUCACCAAGCAGAAGGAUUUGGACGGCUUCUACCGUCAUCUCUACGAACAGAAACUGGGUCCUGCCGGUGGGGAUGUGGAUGUGGUCAAACCAAAAACGGCACCCUCCACUGACGAGGUCUCGUACAAGCCCAUCAAGGCGGAGGUGGUUAAGCACCGCAGCUAUCGUCAACGACGCCCCUCCGAAGAGGAGGAGGAUGAUGUGGAUUCCAAGGCCAAGUCUGGUCGGGUUGUAGAGACCACCACGUCCGCGGAUCAGGCGGAAAGCAAGCCAGCCCAGGCUCAUCUGGCCAACAAUAUAGAUGCCGACUCCGAUUUCAGCAUAGACGACUCCAGCGAUGACGAGGCUGAGGAUAAGGACAAGGACAAAAAGAAUGAUGAGGUCAAGCAACAGCAGGCCCAGGAAAAAAGUAAGGAGAAAGAUAAGCCACAGCAAAGUUUAAAAGCCACCAAAGAGAAUGAAACUGCGGCACCGACUGGAUCCCCCGACAAAAAAGAGGAUUCAGAUGCGGAGCUGGACGAGAAGGAUCUGCCCGUGCCCAUAGUUACUAAGCCUCCGGUGGACCGCACGCUCAUCUGGCGCAAAAGGACCGUGGGCGACGUAUUCGACGCCGCCUUGGCGCGUUAUCAGGAACGCAAACGAGCCCGCCAGGGCUAAAACGCAUCCAAUUAAAGUUCGAGUAGAUGGAACAACAAA